Castor canadensis (American beaver) is the source of this 1521-nucleotide messenger RNA. The record is from RefSeq and is a predicted model, not a curated record. NCBI's taxonomy places the organism in Eukaryota, Metazoa, Chordata, Mammalia, Rodentia, Castoridae.
AUGAAAAUGUUGAGUUCGCGCCAAGCUCACCUAGAGCGCCGGAUUGUAGGCUCAACAAAUCGGUGGCGGUUCCCCAAGCGGCCUUUCUCUGGGGACCUGCUGGCACUUUCCCAGAUGUGCAAGACUUUGAGCAUAGACUUUGAUGAAGCUCUGAAGAACCCAGACAGGUUAAGCGUGUCAAAAAUUCAGCAAUUUUUCUCUGAGAAUUUCAAGAACAAGGCUACCCAAAGUGGGGAGGCAGAUGUGAUUCUCGAAUGCCUAGGCUUCAAAUGGGAACUCCAUCAGCCCCAGCUUUUCCAGUCUGAAACCUUGGCCAAGCUUUACUUGGCAGCCUUGAUGCAAAGAACUCAGAGUCCCACGAGAGAACUGGGUAAGACUGUGCAAGAUCACUCACCUGGGAAGAUCAAAGAAAGGCCCUCUGUAAAGAAGAUAAUUAUUUCCUUGAAGGUCAAUGAUCCAGCAGUCAGCAGAGUUGCAUUUGCCCUGGCCCUGAAGAACCUCUACAUGAAUGAGGUGGAAGUGAAAGUGGACGACAUGCUAGGGGUGCUGGCUUCCGCUCACAUCCUCCAGUUCAGCCACCUGUUUCAAAGAUGUGUGAUAAUGAUGAUGAAUGGACUCACACCGAGCACCAUCAAGAACUUCUACCUGGCUGGCUGCAAGUACAAGGAAGAGCAGCUUACCACUGCCUGUGAGAAGUGGCUGGAAAUGAACUUGGUCCCUCUGAUGGGGACGCAGAUCCACCUCCGGCAAAUCCCUCAGGAUCUGCUCCACAAGGUGCUGAGGUCCCCCAGUUUGUUUACCUUCAGUGAGUUCCAUCUUCUGAAAACCUUACUUUUGUGGGUCUACUUGCAACUCAAUACCAAGCUUCAGGUGAUUCCCAUCCACGAGACCAUGCUGGCAUUUUUCAAGAGUUUCCCCAAGAAAUGCUGCUUUCUGGACCGGGACAUAGGACAGAGCUGGACUCCACUCUUCCUUUGCCUGCGUCUGCACGGCAUCACUAGCGGUAAGGAUCUGGAGGAAUUAAGGCACAUUAACUUCUUCCCCGAGUCCUGGCUGGUCCGGGUGACAGCCAACCACUACCAUGCACUGGAGAGCGGGGGCGACAUGGUCCACCUGAAAGACCUUACCACCCAGGCUGUGAGAUUUGGACUUCUCUUUACCCAGGAGUCUACCACUUGUUCAAAAAUAAUUUCUAUAUAUGGAUUCUUCUUUGAGAUAAGGGGAAAUAAACAUGGCACUACCUCUUACAGUUUUUCCAUGCAGAGAAUAAGACACACAGAUUUGGAGUGCCCCUCUAUGGUCUGUGAGCACAGUGCCAUCAGCCUGAGAGCAGAGCGCCUGAUGAAAUACGAAAUCAGAGCCCAGACCCUGGUGGACGGCAGGUGGCAGGAAUUCAGGACAAACCAGAUCACACAGAAGUUCGGGCUCCUCAGGCCAUGCUGCAAAAGCCAUGCCUUGAAAAUCCAAACUGUGGGCACCCCAAUCUAUGUAAGUUUUGCUUUCAUCUUUCCAGUAUCUUGA